AUGUUCAAAACAAUUAUGAAGACUGUAAAAUAAGAAAAAACCAAAUCUUCAUUAUCUGAAUAAUAGGAUAUUACUUAGAUACCAAAAAUUGAAGAAAAAUAAUUUAAUAUCAAUUUCAAUAGAUAAAUUUUUGAAUAUUUACCUUAUUAAAUCCCUAAUUCAAUUGAUGCUAUAUUUUAUUUUAAAGAAAUACUAACACAACAAUAAUAGGAAUAUUUAAUGAAAGAAAUAUAUAAUUAACCUAAAAGAUGGGUUGAUUUACCUCAUUCAAAUAGAAGAGUUUAGAAAUAUGGUGGAGAUGUUAAAGAGGAAGGUCUAAUCAAUGUAGAAAAAUUUCCAGAAUUUUUAACUUAAUUAUCAGUAUUGAUUAAUUUUAGAUUAUUAGAAUUUAUGCUUUUUAGAUGAUAAUACUUUAAAUAUUAAUCAUGCCUUAAUUAAUGAAUAUGCUCCAGGUAUUGGUAUCCAUCCUCAUUUUGAUGGCCCUCUAUAUCAUAAUUUUGUUAAUAUCUUUAGUAUCAAUAGCACUUGCAUUUUUAAAUUUAAAAAACAAGAUGAAUCCCUUAAACUUUUUGUAGAACCAGGCAGUCUAUUAAUUUUUACUAAACAAGCAUAUACUGAAUGGUUACAUGGAAUAGAUUAUCAUCAUGAUGAUACAAUUUUAUUGAAUAUAAAAGAGAAUUAAGUAUGUCAUACAGAUUUGAUUAAUUUCCAUCAAACAUUAUUUUAUCAAAACUUAUAAAAAGCUGAAAAUAUAAUUGAAUAUUUGAAUAAUUAACCUAAUUAUGAAUUAUGUCAAAUUUAAAAUAAUAAUUAAUACACUCAUUCAUUGAUUAUAAGAAGAUUGCUAAGAGUAUCAAUUACUUUAAGACAUGUACCUUAUAAUAGGAAAUGA
Messenger RNA from Paramecium primaurelia, 892 nucleotides. The record is from the annotation of a GenBank genome assembly. NCBI's taxonomy places the organism in Eukaryota, Ciliophora, Oligohymenophorea, Peniculida, Parameciidae.